CCUCGGUCUGCGCGAGCGGGCCGCUCAGUCUAAUUUGAACCGUCGCGCGCGCCCGACGCGGGGCCACCGACGACUCUCUCUCUCUCCCUACCUCCGGGCCUCUCGCGCGACACGCGUGACACGCGAGGCGCCUCGUGUGUGCAUGCCGCGUGCGACACGCGCGAAACGAACCCCCCCGUCGCCGGACACUACCUCGUCCGCGCGAUCCGCGCGAUUAUUCUUCAGAGGAAGAAGCGAUUACUCACGCGCGCGCGCGCGCGCGCGUGCGAGAGAGAGAGGGAGAUUGUAAAAAAAUAGGAAAGAUCUAGGGGAUUGAGAACGAGAGAGAAAGUUGGAAAACAGAACAGGGACGAAAGGGGUGCGAUAACACGCUGGUGACUUUCAUUAUUUUCGUCGUUGUCAUCGUCAUCGUUAUCGUCAUCGUCAGCUUUAUCGUCAUUUUCGUAUUCGUUGCCGUCGUCCUUCUUUGCGCGAUAUCGGCGAGGGUGGCCCGCUCCGAUAAGCGGAGCUGUGCGCGGUGCGACGCGCGCGUCGGAGUGGUUAGCUGCGGCCGAGAAAGAGUGCAGUGCGCGCGCGAGCGAGCGAGCGAACGGAUGGGCGGGUGGUCGCACAACUUGAGAGAGAGAGAAAGAAAGCUGCAGGCGUCUCGUGGAUAUAUUUAAAUAGUGUCUCGUCGGUUGGUCAGAGAGGAAGCCGAGAAGACGUUUUCUUCGUCGACGUCGUGCUGGUCGUCGUGCUCGUCUUCGUCGUCCUCAUCAUCGUCGUCGUCGCCGUCAUCUUUGCCGUCCUCAUAUUCCCGUUCUCGAUGUCGCGACGCCCGACUUGACAGUGUCCUCUCUCUCCCUUUCUUUCUCACUUGCGCAUUUCCCGCUUCGGAGUGCAACGCGACACCGAGUCUCGGACAGCGCGACUUGUGCUGACGGGACGACCGUUCACGGAAUCUCGUUCGAUUCGAUGUUGUUGAAGAUUCGAAGAGGAUCAACGCGUCUGACGGUCACGGGUGUUUCCUGCUGUGAGAUUGAUCGGUUCCGUUCACCCGCAAACGCGAGCAAGCACGUGGACUAGAGAACUGCUGUACUCGUCGUACGGCCGGCACGUAGAAGUUGAUCGGUUAUCAAGAAUCGGAAAUCCCCCUUGUACGAAAACGUAGGGGGACUCGUGGUGGGACAAUCGACGGAGGAAUCCCGGUUUCAAGAAGUCGGGUCGAGGAUGAUGAUCGUGCCACUCGCGAGUCAUAAUGAUAAGGAACUGUGAGGGGGGAUCGAUGCUGGUUGUCGCGUCCGCGAUCGUCGCAGUCGUCGGUCGGGGUCACCUGCGAUAAUACAAGACACCCCCGCCGAGGAGGAACACAGAGACAGGGGAGGGAGAGAGAAGCGGCCGCGUGGUGCGGCUCGCCACGGCUGUCUGCCUCCGCCGGCUGUGAGAAUGAGGAGAUUUGCGUCGCGUAGGAUGAAGACGAGUGUGGCAGAAGCACCGACGUCUCACUACCGGCGGUACAACACCUCGUGAGGAGCGCGACUGGACUCCGCGAACGGAAGAGGAAGCUGGCCAGAAGUCAUUGAUCCGACGGAGCGGGACGAGUCGCGAAUCGUCUCGACCGUACAAGUGACCAGUCGCGAGGAACAACGAGAGGAACUGGACUCGGUUAACUCGUGGGUCCCGCGAGUGGACUUGCGGCAGCGAAAGGGGCCCGUUCUCCCCGAGCUCUCGUGGGACGAGGACGACGAAGAGAAGGAGAAGGAGGAGGUGAAGGAAGAGAAGGGGGCGAAGAAGCGCGCGUGCCACUGUGCGAGUCGGGGUGACCGAGGUGUCGACCUCACCCCCCCGAUCACACCGCUAAUCAGGUCGGAUGAUGUGGGCGCCUCUGCUUUUGGCCGGGUUCUUAAGCGGCUGGUGGGGCGCACUCGCGCUCGCUGCGGCACCCCCCGCCAUUCGGGACACCCUCGGGAAGACGACGACGACGACGAGCGUCACCAUCAUCGAGGCGGAGCAGCAUCGUUCACCGUUGAUGAGCGUCCUGGACGGGGCCAUUGAUGGCGAGAUAUCAAAGUAUACGCGCGGGGAAAAUCGGUACCAUCACCCGGAGUACUCGUUCUCCGAGACUUCCAGUGCCGCACGUCGUGACCUUGACGAAAUCUUGCCACCCGACGAUCGUGCGAAUAACCAUGCGAAUGAUCGCGCGAGCUCAUCGAAUCCGGGGAUGGAACUUCCCGGACUGGUGGAGGAACGGAGUUUGCGAACGAGCAACGACGCGAACUCACAUCGGUGCACCUCCAUGAUCCACGAAGGAUCGUCGCCCGAUGCGGUUCCCGGCAACGGGGCGGCGGAGCGCGUCCGCAUCUUUCACCCCGAGAUGAACGAGUCCGGUCUGACCCGCGCGCCCCGUCACUCCUCGACGCAGGAGCCUUUCGCGUAUCCGCUACCGAUGGAAUCGUCGAUGGAGCGGCCGCGGAUCGCCCGAUCGGCGAAGCAACGACCAAAGAACCGCACCAGGGCGGAUUCGCCGCGCGAGCAGCGACGCCGAUGCAGGAACAAGGACAGGGGUUGCCGCGGGCAGAACUGGUGCCCGGACCUCGACGUGGGCAAUCGCGCGUACCUGGCGCCCACCGUGUUCGAGGGCAAGGCCCGCAGCAUGUCGUCGCGUAAGUCCGGCGUGAACUACGCGGUGACAUUCGAGGUGAAGCAGGUCUAUAAGAGCCAACCGGGCUUCCCGCCGCUGCAGAAGAACGACAGCGUGCGGCUGCACUUCCGCGACAAAUCGGCGCCCGGGAAGUCAACCGUGUGCGGCGGCCACGAGGCCGUCGCUGCCGGCAACAAGGGCAGCAAGCAGCAACAGCAAGAGCAGCGCGAUAAUCCGAGUGGUGUGGUGCGAGCCAAUAUUAAAAGGGGCAAAGUGUAUCUAGUGUUUGUGAAUCGCGUGGGACCCAGGAACUUCACGAUCCUCGGCGAGCCGGUGAUCCGAAGCAAGAAGAACGAACAGGCCGUCCAGGCUGUCGUUCGGCCGGAUUACGUGCGAGAAGUUAAGUUGUCCGAACUCAGGGACUCGAUAGCGAGGUUACGGGAGAGAGUGAAGCUAGUAUGCAGGACGCGGGGCUCGCCGCCCCCGAGAGUGCACUGGCUGAAGGACGGUGUACCACUGCACCCUCGAAGAGGCCUCAGGAUUCAGCACAAACGGCGGAGAUCGAAAGUCGUGAUAUCCUCCGCGAAGCCUGAGGACAGUGGCAGAUACGAAUGCGUGGCUGAGAGUACUUCCGGUCAUCGGGCCUCACUCGCGGCCCAACUUCUAGUCGCUCACGAUACCAGAAUUCCGGAAACAACGACAGCGGCGUGGCCGCGGCAGGAACAGCCCUGUCCAAUUGCAGGGGACUUUUGCAUGAACGGUGGUACCUGCCUAUUUUUCGAGACCGUCGGUGAACCAGCAUGCAGAUGCGCGGAGGGCUUCACGGGUCUGCGGUGCGAGACGAAGGACGUCAGCAGCACCGGAAGUGUGUAUAACCGGCGUAGGGCGCCCUUCUCCUGCAAGCUGGGACUCUCUACCUCGUACUACUGCUAGCGAUAAUCGCGCGGGGCCCUUUAACCUUAACAUGAGUAGACCCUUUUUCUACCCUUGCGGUGUACUUGGAGCCUACGCGACAGAGUCGUGAGAGGGCCAACGCGCGACCAAAGAAGGAGGAGGAGAAAUCGUGCGGAGAAAAUCACGCGAAUCAGGGGCGCGAACACGGGAGACACGAUGAUGACAGGGCGAGACGAUUAGCGAAACGACAUAGGGAAAGAAAAGGAGGGAUAUAGGUAGAAGAGUCAGAAGCGACGAAUUUCGGUUCCGCCGAUCUCGGGCAUUAGGACGGAUCCUGCGUACUUCGUACAGAAACAGGUUCCAAAACAGUUCGGACCGGACAUUCGUACCUUUAUUUCUGUUCUCUUUUUUUUCUUCAUUUCUUCACUUUUUAUCCUCCUUUUGCCAUUUGUUCGCCUUCUUUAUUUCUUACUACUUGCCGAUUUGUUCUUCCUCUCGUGUCUCUUCUACUGCCUCUCUCGUACCCUCCUGUCUUUGCUGCUUCACUUCUUCUUCUCUCUCCUUUCACCGCUCCUUCUUCUUUUUUUCGCUUCUUCUCCUUCGAGCGUUAUUACCGGUAGCUUCCUUCCAGAAAAUCGUCGAGAAUCACGAUGAUGCUCGCGGAAGGUUCCGCGACGUGAAGGAGGUAGAGAGAAAAACGGAAAUGGCGGCGGGGAGAAUAGGCGGAUGAUGCAAGAGAUCAUGAAUGUGCAAAUGAGCGUAUGCCAGCGCGCGAAAAGGGAAGGAAAGGUGAAAGGGAGGGACGUGUCGGUCUCUCGACUCAGUCAAUGCUCCCUUCGGCGCCAUGUCGUCGGGGGAGAAUUCUCGAGUGACUAUCGCCGACUAUUCGUACUUGGCGGUGCUUGACCUCCGAUGGGAAAACCGCCGUCGAUCGCACGACGGCGUGGAAACGCGUCGAAGAAGCGGCUCGUGUGUCCGCACGUACUUCUCCGGGGAUCUCCGCGAACGGGAGAAUAAUACCAAAGAGCCCAGGGUCUCGAUGAACGGGCGCGAGCAGCGGCCGACGAAAUCGUCGCCGCGACUGAGAGCGAUCGGAUAAGAAAAUCGGUACUUCGCUCCUCCUUUCGGCGAGUUCUUUUCCCUUUGAAGCCGCGCGACGAUUGGAUCAGCGAAUACUUUGAGUGAUCGGAUGAUCCACAAGUAUCGAGCUUCGGUGCUUAAUAAAACCGCGAUCAUGGGAUAACAAAUACACGAGAAAAAAUGGAGAGAAAAGUUAUUCUCUCGCGGUUUCGCGGAUCGUAGCUUUAAUCCGCGCGAUUCGAGUCAGCUCCGUUUCGCAAAAACAAUUCUGUUCUUCAGCGGAUCGCCAGUGAUUUAACGAGUUGCUUGAUGAAGCACGGACAGCGCGAGAGAAACGGAACGUUGAUAUUCGACCCGUCCGUAUCCUCGUGUCCUAAAAGUUGUUAAUUAUUUCUGAACGGACGAGAGAGAGAGAGGCACGUUUCCACGCGCCGAGAAAGUUUCUGCGGAUUAAACUUGCGGUCUACCAAGCCGACUAUCUUUUUCCUCGAUCCUUUUCUCGUUUUUUAAACGGGUUUAUCGUUCCUCGGCUCGGUUUUAUUGAAAUCGCGGGAGGGCUAAGAAACUUUAGCCAUCGCAUGUUCGUCGCUGUAGGGAGGUCACGAAAUCGGUUCAAAAAGGAUAAUGCAGCGAGAAAAUAUUUUAACCCGCGUGUGGCAUUUCUAUCUUUACACUUCGGAGAACAUAAAUCUUAAUUUAAAAGAUGUCCAAGAACAUCCUUAACAUCGAAAAUUAUUGAAAUAUAAUAAUCGAUUUUGGUAAUAAAAUCUUAAUUCAUGAAAUAAAAUUUCACAACUGUUAAUAUGAAAAGUCAUGAGAAACAUCUUUAAAAAUCUCAAGAAUUUUCGAUGCGAUAAUCGAUAUAUAUUUAUGAUGGAAGUAAUUAAAAGUGAAUAUGAUACCUUUAUCGUAACCGGAAAAACGAUUCUUUUUCAACAAAAACCGACAAAUUCCAACAAUAGCGACGACGUCGCGACUGCGAGUUUCCGAGAAUGUAAAUUAAAUAAAGGCAAAUUACAAAUCGUAUCUGUCAAUUGAGUGGACAGGGAAAUGGCGCGAAAAAAGGGAAAAGAAACCGAUCGAUGAGUGAGUCGCGGGAAAGAGACCACGGGGCAAACGCGAUUUAAUGUAAAAUACGAUAGCGUAACGCAUUAGGCUAGCAGAGGUAUAUAAAAUAGAUAAAAGGGAAAAGAGAAAGAUAGAGAGAGAAAAAGAGUGAGGACAAGGAAAACAGAGAGAAGGGAAAGAAAGUGAGAGGAAAAAAGUGAGAGCGAGUCCUCGUCUCGUCAAGGAAGAGAAAGACGAAGUCGAUCGUGAGGUUUUUGACCCAGAAAAAUAACCCGACCUCUGAAACCUUCUCUGCCCUUAUAACACAAAAAGGGCGAGGGAGCCAAAGCGUUCACGAAGCGUCCACCAAUAUGCGUUUUAAUUAAAGACUUGCGUGUGAAAAGAGCGUCAAUAAUAAUGGUGGUCGAAAAUCAUGGAAAAAAUCAGGGGGAGGAGAGCCGAAUCUUCGGGUAAAUUUUAUCCAGAGAGGCGACAAUGAUCUCAAAAUCCGUCAGAAACCUCGACGAGGACGACGACGUGCUCCGCACGCGAGUAGAAACGGGACGGGACGGUAUGGCGGAGGAGAGCGAGGGAUGCGCACUGUGCUCCAGCAGUCUCGGGACCCUAUUUAUGUUUUAUAUUAUAUAUUAUAUAUAUUAUAUAUAUAAAUAUGUGUAUAAACAUUUUUAAUUUAUUUAUUUAAUUCAUUAAUUUUAUUGAUUUACGAUUAAACGUCAUCUCCACCUCGGUAACCGCCUUUGUUCUUAAUCUUCCGUUGACCUUUCUGCACCAUCUGCACUCUUCUGUUCGUAUCGCUUUUCAGCUGUCUCGUGAUAUCCUGGAUUCGCAAGAAGAGCACACGAAAUCUUUCACCUGGGUUUCGCUCGAAAUACUGCUCUAGACACGAAUGGAAAGCCGAACGGGGUAUAAUUUUGGAAGUUGUACCCUCUGAAGAGAAACGAGACAUCGCGCGUUUCCUUCCGCAUAUAUCUCGAAAUUAAAUUAAAAAUGUCCUGCUAGCCAAGUUCCAUUUCUCCUUUUCAUCGCAAAUAUUUCCGACUCUGCAGUUCUCGUUAAAACGUAUAUAUGUAUGUAUACUAUAUGUCACACUCUGUCUUAAUAUAUUUUUGAUUAAGCUAUAACGGAAAAGGGAGAAUAGUUUCUGCAACAAAGACUAAGGGGCAAGAGAAAGGUCGGGACAUCUAAAAUUACGACGAUCUGGUUUCAAUAUGGCCGUUUGCCGUCUCUUCCUCUUUCUGUGCACGAGCUGUCGUCUAAAUAAAUAUUUUAUGCUCUGUCCCGUUGCAUUUGUGGCGAAAGCUUUCGUGUCGCUCUUCCACUAUUCUUCAAGCAGGUAGGUGCACGUUUUUUUUCGUUUGUUUUAUUUCGCCACGUUACGUUCUAAUUUACGUAUCAUCGUUUUAUAUACAUUAAUUUGCAUUAAUACAUUUUAUAGACAUUAAUCUCACUCUGCGAUUCUUUCAUCCGGACGUUGUCGCCGAAAUUUCGGACGUUGCACGAUAUGAGUCUUGCCAAUUUGCCGACUCGUUUCGCAACAUUUACGCGCUUAAAAGGCUCGUAUUAAUUAGGGUUUUCUCCUUGAUGUCUGAAAAUCACGUCACGGUUAGCGUAUUAGCGAGAGUCCGUUGCAGCUGUGUCGAAAUAUACCAAAACUCCUAUUCAAAGAUCAAAAUUAUACGAAUAUGGAAUACGAAAUUGGACGUUAACAGACACGUGUUCGCAUCAAAAGUCAGAAUUCCGGAAACAUUUAUUAUAUUACGAAAUGAAAAUAAAAGCUAAAUACUCUACACGAAUUUCCGCAUUUUCCGCACGAACGGAUACUUUUCGUCCCUUUCACUGUAAGAGAUUUGCUACGAGCGCCGAUCGCUCUCAUUAAAUUCGCUAGGGACGAGAUUUCCCGGAGCGAAAAACAUUUUUGGGCGAAAUAAGCGAGACGGAAUUUCAAAGGGAGACGAGAGAAAUUUUCAUACUUGAGGGACAACCCGUUGCUACUCUCGGCAUCUUAUUGCAUUCCGGCGAGUCGUUUUGGGACAAGUCACUCGUCUUCCCGCGGAGAAAUAGCUCUUCGAGUAUUUUCCUCCGGGAAAAACUGGGGAGCAACGCGUAAAUAACGCAAACGAAAGCGGAGUGACAUAAAUUUCGGAAUCGUCAAAGGAUAACCACCAGGAGGGCGAAAAUUGAUGGGACCGUGAAUACGGAGAGGAAAAACGGCGUGCAUUUAUCGCGUUUAGCUGGGUGAUGAGGUGAAACGGCAGCUCGAUUCGUAACGUAGAAAUAUGGAGAGUGAAAUUACAAUUGUAACGGAGGUAUUACCUGUCGAGAAGCACGGUACAUCAUAAAAGCAAAAUAAACACAAAGUCGGCGAAAUUAUCCUAACGCUUUGCCACAAAAGCGAGAAGCAAUUCAUGAGCUAUUACCGUAUCAUUACCGUACUCUUUGAUCGAUCGAGAUGAAAGAAAACGUGUUUUAAGCAGCGCCCGACUGCCUGCCUGCAGUCGUUUAUAAUUCACAGAUUGUUAAUGCACAUUUUCAAGAGGUGGAAGUCAAUUGCAAAUUUAUGCAAACGAAUUUAAUGAUAUACGUUCCGUGUAGAAUCUAGCAAUUUCCAUUUUCCUCAAAAGAAUGUAUGAAAUUAACUAAUUAGCGCACAAGCAGUCAGGAUAAAAAUGAAAGGACCUCGAUAUUGCACACAGUAUCGAUUCCGUUGGAUAACUGUUUCGUGCGACUCAAAAAGCGAUGCAGAUUGACGAAACAAAGGGAGAGAAACCGAGAAAAAGACAGCCGACGGGAACCGGCCGGCCGGGAAAUAACCAUGGAAUACACGAAUAUUCACUCUCGAUCCCGGCAUGUAUUUCGCGGGCUUGUUCCGUCGUAAAAAGCGUUCUCCGUGCAGUCCAUAAAGUUCGAACUGCCGCUACAGCGAUCCUCGUAAACGCUUCUCUUAAUCGAACUUCGCGGAGCCCCAGAAGCAACUUUCUUCGUGGAAAUCGAGAAGGCUAGGGCAAUCACAGAUGAAAACUUACGAGUUAAAGUGUAAACUGCAGAUUUAUGCGGUAAUUAAAUCACGGAACAUGUAGAAAUAUUAGUACCAUUAACAGAUUCACCGCUAUGACGGUCACCGGUGACCGUCGUGGUGUAAAUGAAAAUUCACGGUCAUCAGACCGACAUGCAAUAAAUGCAUUAAGAUACGUGAAUAUUAUUAUAACACGCAAGUACUUAUAUUUGCGACAUAAUGUGACUGUUUCAUGAUAAUAGAAAAAUAUGAAAUAGAUAAAGCGCACUUGUAAACAAUUUGAUAUCUUUAUUAAAAUUAUAGAAAUGAUUAUGUGGAUACGUUACGGUAAAUCUUGAUAAUCCAAUGAUGUGAACGAAAAAUCAGCUAAAUUACGCUUAUGAUGCGUUAAUGUCGAAGUAUUAAUUCAGUUAAUAUAAGAAUUUUCAUCCAACAAAAAUAACUACAAUGCAAAAGUAUGUAAUUGAAAUUACGUUAUAGCGCACAACAGACAAUUUUGCUAUUGUAGGAAUAUACAAGAAUCGGGAUCGUAAUCUUGGCAUCAUUAGUUUCCCUGCCCUCGUUGGCUCGAGGAUGAAAAAUUAAGGACGAUGACUCGACGACGCAGAUAGCGAUGCCAGUUGGACCAGGAAAAAUCUCAGGGAAAUUCAAAGAAAAGCCCUUUCACCGGGAAUUUGAUCGUACGCGUCAGUGUUAGUCUCACGCGGACGAAUCCGCUGUCCGCUUUCUUAUUCUCCGUUCUUCCUGCGCGUCCCGCCAACGUACUUUUAUUAUCCUGGCGUAUCCUCGGACAUCCUCGAGACGCCGGUGCCCCUUUUGUGCGCGCCGCCGAUUUAUGAAACACACAAUAACGUCCGCCACAGGAAGGAAUAAAACCGUAUGAAUAUCGCACGAUAUGAUGCGCGCCAUAUUAAAGUUGCCUGACACAGCGAGAAAAAUCAUUUUCCAUAUGAUCGCCAGCAUGGCGGAAGAUUGCGUCCCUGACCGCGACAAUGAGUUUUAUCAAACUAAUUUCCUAGAGAUACAUUGAUGGAUAUAUAGAUCAUUCGAUGCGCAAGCAGCUCACAGUGCGACAGACACAUUGCUUAUGAUCGGCAUGACGAAAGUAACUUUGAAUAAAAUAUUCAAGUGCGGAUGAUUAUUUAUCGGAGUUUGUGCAACUGAUAAUGCGAAGCGCGUUUCAGUGAACGCUUAAAACAUCAGUAACGAGCGAUUUCACAGGAAAGAUCUUACAGGACUGGAUGAUAAUUAAUAGCAGAUAAUGGAUGAAUAAUUUCCGAUAUUUAUCGAGAAAUGCAAUUAAUUGCCAACGGAUAAAAUGUGCAAAAUAAUGGGAGAAAAAAGGAAUAAUUAUAUAAUAUAAUUAAUGAUAAGCGCUUUUCUCUGUAAUUUCUAUGUAACUGACAUUCGAUUUUGCAUGUCUAAAAUUGUUUGAGAGCACUUUGACGAUAACCUGAUUGCUGCUUCAUUUCCGUUUGAUGAAUAUCCAAAAUGCGAGUAGUUAAAAAUUUGAUAAAGAUGAUAUAUUGCCUGACACAUAUAAAAAACUAAAAGUCGUCACGAAGAAAAAGCAUGGAGUAAAAAAUUAAUAUUAACAUUUAUAAUAUUAAUGUUCUUUUAGUUUUUAGAUUUUGACACAACCAUUUCAAAGUAAGGUAUCUUCCACUUUCUCUAGGAUCUUAUAAAAUAUACGUGUAUAAUAUUAAUAUUUAUUAAAUCCCAUCAACAACACUGCGCUCGAUUUACUCUUAUAAACAAAUUUUGAACUAACACAUUGCGUGUGAUUCAAUUAUAUGUUCUCAUAAGAGUGACCUGACAAGAAGUUGGAAUGAUUCACAAGUAACUUGAUCGUCCCACAAUUCCUUAGAAUUCUCAUGAUUCGUGCGACGGUCAUACCAUCCGACAUUACUAACGGUGCACGUGCACCUCCGGCCUUCACGCCCAGCCUCCGUCGAGAUCUUGACACGCGAACGUGCCUUUGCAGCCGGUGCGAGCGUACCCUUCGGAUAUGUCCGACUAAUUGACAGCGGACGUUGAAGGUGUUCCGCGGAGAACCGGACCCGACCUUUGACAGAUUAAUUCCUGAGGGAACCUACAUGUACGAGGCCCCAGAGAUGACACUCACGCGCUAUCGAAAGCUCGAGAUCUCCAAGAGGCCGGCGCCUAUCGAAUCAAACGUAUACUUGACACAAUGAUUUUCAUUCGCAUUGAUCGUCAUGCAGAAAUAUUUCAUGCGGUGUGUGCGCGCGCGUUGAUUGCUGACUGGAUUUUCGGAACUACGCGAUUCUGUCAAUAACGGAGCAAUUAUUAUUAACGGAUAAUACUCUCGCAUUGCGAAAUCCCGAAAUCCGACCUGAUUACACGUUUAAUUAACGCGCAACUAAAGCGCGUCAACGCAGAAAUACUCGCCGAUAAAACGUCGAUGCGCGGAGGUAUUACGUGAUUUGGGUUUGUUAGUUGUUUGCUUACUGCCGAUUUGAGGGGGAAGAGGAGGCCGGGGAGCAUAGAUUUAAUGCCAACGGUUAUAUAACGGAGCUAUUUAUCGGGACUGAAAAUAUUUCAUCCGUUUUGCAAGAACGGGAACUCUGGUGCCGAGCAGUCGGAUUUAACAACAAUAUUUAUGAUUCGCUCGCGGCGAUAAUAAGUGCGCAUAAACAUUUAGCGCGACGGGAUCAUCAUCGUCCGGCCGGUGAUUUUCGAUCAACCAGUGCACGCCAUCGCGAGCGGAAACAAUGCGCUCCGAUGGGAAUUCGAUCACCCCGGGAACGUCGAUUUCCGCGCGCGAAUAAUCCGACAGGCUUGUUCCGCCUUUUGUUCGUACAUGACAGCCACGAUAAUAAUAUUACCAUCCAGCAUCACGCGCAACGGGAUCUGCGAAAACGGCCGAGGGCAACGCUCGUGAUGUUCGAUUUAGAGUGUAACGAAACACGAUUACGUCGUCGUUCGAUUACAUAAUCGCCUGGCGUCUGUGAAAUCAAUUGCCCGCUUCACGAAAGAACCGCUUUGCUCGCUUGAAACGGGCCAACGGAAUCCUAGAUAGUUUCGAAUUUCUCUAAAUAAAUCAGAAUUUCUUGUGGAGUUAAUCAAGCUCAAGAAACGAUUUAUCAAUACGUCAUAGAUUUCCAGCGAUCGCGGAUAUUCCGAUCGAAUUAGAGCCGAUCUGACGCGUUUCGCGAUCGAUGUGUCCGGGCUCACCCUCUGCUCGUGCAACGCUCCCCGUUGAUGACGUCCCAUCAAUCCGCAAUCAGGAGAACCGAUGCAAACCGGACAGCCAACGACGACUUUGGGCUUGCCGGUCCCAAAGGGGACCGAUUGUUCGUCGGGUAUUGUUAAUUGUCACGAACGAAUAAUCCGAGGUGGAUGGAGGAGGAAGAGGAGAAGGUGUAAGAGGGGAAGAGGUGUCUCGCGUCGCGCGUGUCCGCAUUUGCACGUGCAUCAGGCCAGCUCAUAUGCAAACUGAAAUCACGGCCUCGCAACGGCUAGGCAGCCUGCAUAAAUACGCGCCGACUGUGGCUGCCUCCUCCCCCCGCGGGAGCUGGACUAAUCAAUUCCGCCGAAUCACAGAGAAUUUUCGAUUGCCGCUUCCCCGCGUCUGAUCAGCCCCGCGCCCUUUUGCUCUACCUUGCCAUCGUGUCCCUGCAGCGCGACGCGACACGACACGGGGAAAAGGGAGUUUUAUUGUCAGACUAAUUCGGCAAAAGAGAAUUGAUUGCCGGCCCUCGUUGGCUCGGUCGCAAACCCAGUGUUAGCUUCUCCGCCCCGCUGCAGCCCAGGUUCACUACCCGCACCCUUUGUCGAUAAUCGAAAUUUAACAGUAUCCGGUGGCCAGCGAAUCGGCCAUUAAGGGACGCGAGAAAAAAACGGGGUACACAUGUGGGAACACAUCGGGAAUCUACAGUCACGCGUUCACGUGAUUUCCGACAAACGGGGGAUGAACGAAGGCCGCGAGUUGUACCAGAGAAAAAUGUUAACGUCACGUGCGUAAUUAGAGAGUUGGUCGUGAAAAGCAUUAUCUCCUCAAAAUUGUUGAGAACUUAAUUCUCGAAAAAUGUUUUAUAUUUUUUUCAAGUAUGUAAUUAUUUUUUUACAAGUUUCUUCGAUCGGUCGUUUUCCGUUCUUUUUCUGAACUAUCAAUUAUACCUAGUAUCAAUUCACGAAUUUUGCGUGAAAAUGAGAAACGUCAGCACUUGAAAAAUUGCAAUAUAACACACACACAUACACGCGUGCACAGAGAGGCACCAAUGCGUAAAUAAUUCGCGCGAACUUGGCCAACUCACCAAGAGCUCCAACUUAUUCGCGCGCAUCGGCGUAAUUUAUUACUCAUUAUGCGGUACAAUUAGAUCGCGCUAAGCGACUGUUUAACAGAUGCACAGCGAGAAAGCGCAGACGUAGGAUGCACAGAGAAUUCAAUUUGAGCAAACCCAAAUGGUGCGUAUGUGUACUGUAGCGUAAUAAUAAUGCAGAUAUUAACGACGGAAAAUUACGAAAUGGGCGAGCACUGUGCUCAGUUACACCGUAUACGUUUUAAUUAUAACUAACUAAACAACGUAUCUGCAUUUACGACCUGACAUCACGGAAACGGACGUGGAUAUUCUCGCGCCUUCAUAAUCUGUUUCCCGAACACGAAUUAUAUCUAGCGCUGCCAGGCAAGUUAAAGGAAUGCCUCGAGAUGAGAAUUUCCUUCGAUCGCACGACUUUCGUUGGUAGAAUCGUGGCUCUCGCAUUCCGCGCGCGCGCUCGUAGGCAGAGAGAUCCCUAUUUUGAGAUUCCUUCCGACGCCUUCCAUCCUCAUCGCGCGAGUAAUCAACCCCGCGUUAACGAUACCACGGGAUUCCCUCGAAAGAUACCCUCGUCUUCAACGUCAAACGGAGAUCUCCAUUUGUGCAUUGUAUGAUUUAUUUAGCGAGCUAAGCGGCGGCACGCGACGUCAGACAUACUUUCAUACAGGGUGUAUUGAUUUAAAACCCGACAAAGUUUAGGCGAAAAAUAUGCUUUCAAAAUGCACAGAUCUAGUUUUUUUUUAACAAAUAGACUACAUAUUUUCUUUGAAUAAUAUUACUAAUAUUUUCAAGAAUAUAAAACGCGUAUCAUUUUUUAUUGCGAUUUAAAUGAAAUUUUAUUAAGCUGAAGCUUGCUUCAGAUGGAACAGAAAAUCAUACUUUGUUAUUUAUUCCGGCUUUUGAAAUCUGAUCCGCUAUUGUGACUUUCUUAAAGCAAUUCGUGAAUUAAUAUAUCAUUUAAAUUCUCUAAAAGGAAUACUGUACAAAAGGCAAAAUCUAAAACUUUGCCGAGCACAGAAAACAUUCUCUGCCGGGAACACCCUGUAUAUGCGUAUACGUGUUCCUCAUCGCGUGUAGACUUGAUUCUCGUCGUUUCACGAUCAUCCAUCCAUCUUUCUCCGGUCCACUGUGGAACGAGCGACGAAGGGUGAAAGACGAGGGAUGGCAGUUUCUCAUAGGAAAAUGGUGAAAGAAGGAAAUGCGUGCCUCGAAUUUCACGGGACCGAUCUUGUCGUCGAGGAUCUUCAUUAGCGCCUUAAUUAGCGCCGAAUACUGAAGCGAGCUUAAGCAAAAUCGGGUUUCAAAAUGCGUUUUAUGCUCAUCAAGCUCGACGUGUUAAUCACACGAAUUUUUUCUCUGAUGAAAAUUAUUUUGAUAAAAAAAUUGAUUUGAAACCGUAAUUUUAUAGAAAGAUAUAAAUAUAACGUCGCUUUUUUGGAAGACAACAAUUUCGCACGCGUGCAGAUGCAUCUUGCGUACGUUCCGGUAGCUUGUACUCUCGCGAGAUUCGUUAGUUGCACUGCUGCAUUUUUUACACACGAAUACUCCCGGGAACAUGCGUAAUUCUUUGCAAUUUGAAGAAAAAAAAGCAAAAUUAAUGUCUCGGCUUCGAAACUUCGCGCAGAAUGCUCGCGCGUGCUGCGAUAUAUGUAUAUUUAAUAAUCGCGUCACUACAUAUGCUAAUCCAGACGAUGAUCGGAUUAAAACAUUGCGCGCGAGCCUCGUUUCGCCGCAUUUACAUGUUUCUCCUCGUUAAAAAAAUAUAAUAAAAAACAGAGGUAAAAGAACACGUAGAUACACGGCGCUGACCACUCGUAUUAACGAGAGGGCGGUUGUUAUUCAUACAUACGUACAUGCCAGUAUUUCAUAAAUUUAAGGUCACCACCACUGACGCGUAAUCGCAUGAAAAAUUCAGAAAUGUCGCGCUGAAAUUAUCAUUGGAAUUACGAGCGACUCGUAAUCUAAUUAAUUACAAUAUUAAUUACGAUCUUUCACUCACUCGUCGCUCUGAUCGGACCGCGGCUACCGUUUACUCGUCGCUCACGAGCACACGAGUCGGACGUUUUAAAUCGAUGAAAGCCUCUACAGCGAAAACAACGUGACAAAGGCCAUUCAACGUAUUUCGCAAUAUAUCCGGUGCAGAUAAUAACUCGUCUAAUGAAAGCGUUUUACGCCACACGCGAGAACGCACGAGGCUGUCCAUAGAGAGAUUGUAUCGCGCGCUCGAGUUUCUGUCUGUAAUUCCGCUUGCAUGCGAACAUUUAGACACAUGAUUAAAAAUUAAAAAGUGGGACUAAUUAUACCCGCACCAAGGGAGAUACGUCUAUUGAUUUUAGCGCAUUAGAAUACCGUCGCGUUGUCCGAUUUGUCUCAAUGAUUUCGAUUACCGUAUUUGUCAUUGUUAUUAGUUUAGCAAUGUAAUAAUGUUGUAAACAACUUAAUAAUGUCAGACGAAGUAUAAUAAUGUCAGAACAAACGCGAAAAUGUCAACGCAAGAUAUCUCUCGCAACGUGACGCAAGCAAA
Molecule: messenger RNA, 15479 nt
Organism: Ooceraea biroi (clonal raider ant)
Lineage: Eukaryota; Metazoa; Arthropoda; Insecta; Hymenoptera; Formicidae
Gene: vn
Product: membrane-bound neuregulin protein vein
Biological process (GO): cell-cell adhesion
Source: RefSeq, a predicted model, not a curated record